Messenger RNA from Meloidogyne enterolobii, 433 nucleotides. The record is from the annotation of a GenBank genome assembly. NCBI's taxonomy places the organism in Eukaryota, Metazoa, Nematoda, Chromadorea, Rhabditida, Meloidogynidae.
UUUUAAAUAAAUUUCAGUUAUGAAAAUAAAAAUUUUAUUUCCGAUUUCCGCCUUCCGAUUUCCGAUUUCCGACGUUUUUUUCCUUCCGAUUUCCGAUUUCCGAAAAAAAAUUUUGAUUUCCGAUUUCCGAGUUCCGACUUUUGAGUCAUUUCCGAUUUCCGACAGUUCCGAUUUCCGACACCUCGGGCUGUUCCGACCCACCUCUGCUCUAAACCUCCCUCCUUUAAUUAAGUCGGGACUAUGCUUCCGACUUCUUCGACUAGACUUGGUGGACUAUAAUUGUACUAACCAACACAAACAAAACAUUGAAAAUACAAAGUGCCAAAAUACAACUUGUUUCCAAAUUAUAGGAUUUUUCAUUAUUACUGUAUCUGGGGUUGAGGAAUUAAGACGGUGUAUCGUGGGAUUUGAGGAUAUCAUAGACCCCUAUUAA